Messenger RNA from Vitis riparia (riverbank grape), 552 nucleotides. RefSeq lists its product as uncharacterized. NCBI's taxonomy places the organism in Eukaryota, Viridiplantae, Streptophyta, Magnoliopsida, Vitales, Vitaceae. The record is from RefSeq and is a predicted model, not a curated record. The transcript is spliced from 2 exons. Bases 27 to 365 code for a protein of 112 amino acids.
GGGAGAGAUUAUAGAUAGCUGGUGAGAUGAAGGGGGGGAAGUCAUGUGGUGUGAUGGUAGUGUUGGUGGUGGUGUUGGUGGUGGGUAUGUGGGAGGUGAAGACGAGCAGUGCAGCACCGAGUGCAGCAGAGUGUAAGGAGGAGACGAGACUUGCGAUUAGUGCAUGCAAGCCAGUGGUGUAUGGGAAGGAUCCCUCACCCGCUUGUUGCGAGAGGGCAAGGGUCACCCAUGUUGAGUGUGUGUGCCCUCUGAUUACUCCUAAGUUGGCUGCCCUUAUAGACGUCAACAAGGCUGUACGCAUCAUCGAAGGUUGUGGAAGGAAGGUCCCUCGUCACUACAAGUGCGGGAGCAUCACCACUCCUUGAAAGAUGAGCCUACUGGGUUUCUGCAUUGCUCGGUACUAAUGGAGAAAAGUAAUGUUAGAAAUUAAAUAACUGGUAUCCUUUAUGGGUUUCCAAGGGCAUGCAUGGUAAUCUGAGUGUGUUUAAUAGCCCUUUAUUGUGAAGCAGCAAGCGUCAUAAUCAAAGUGUCUGCUUUUUCACUUUUUUUAUU